Chironomus riparius is the source of this 1479-nucleotide messenger RNA. NCBI's taxonomy places the organism in Eukaryota, Metazoa, Arthropoda, Insecta, Diptera, Chironomidae. The record is from the annotation of a GenBank genome assembly.
AUGAUAGUUCUUGAAAUUUUAAUUUUUACCAUUUUAUUUUGGAUCAUCAAAUAUUUUUGGGACCACAGAAGAUUCUAUUAUCUUGCGUCUAAGAUUCCAACAAGUGCUUUUGACUUUUCAUUCAGUGGAAUUUACAACUAUUUAACAGCAGAUCCAAAAAUGAUGUUAAAGCUUGUCAAUGGAAGUUUUGAUAAUAAAAGUGACAUUGCUAAGACAUGGCUUGGUCAUGUUUUGUUCAUAAUUGCAAAUAAUCCAGAUGAUAUAAAGACAAUCUUUAAUGCUAAGCAGUGCUAUGAUAAACCAAGUUUUAUUAAGUUUUCCGCCAAAAUGGAGAAAGGAUCAUUAUUUGGGGAACUAGAAUAUUGGCGGUCACAUCGAAAAGUUAUGAAUCCAUUUUUUGGAUAUCAAGGAUUGAAGGCAGUAAUUCCAAUUUUUAAUGAAAAGACUAAAAUAUUGAUGAAAAGCCUUGAAUGUAUGGUAGACAAGGAAGCAUUCAAUAUUUUUCAUAACAUGACAGCUUUGACUUUGGAAACAAUUUUGAAAGUCAUGGAAUAUGAUGUGGAUAUACAGAAUCAAGAAGCCAAGAGUCGAGAUGUGUUUAUCAAGAAUUUAGAAAACUUCGCAAAAGUAGCAUUCUUAAGGAUGUUCAAACCCUGGCUUCACCCAAACAUCAUCUUCAAAAAUUCAAAACUCUACAAAGUUCAACAACAAUCGAUGUCUAACUGCGCAAUGGUCUUCACAAAUGACAUAAUUGAGAAUAUCCGUACGAAUACAAACAACAAUGAAGAUGAGAAGUCCAAAAGUUUUAUGGAGGCUAUGCUGAACCCAAAAAAUAACUUUACAGACAAUGAAAUUAAGCAUGAAGUGCAUUCAGUUGUGCUGGCUGCUCAAGACACAUCAGCAAUUGCAUCAUCGAUGAUGCUUUUGUUGCUUGCGAUUUAUAAGGAUGUUCAGCAAAAAGUUGUUGACGAACUGCAUCAAGUUUUCGGAAAAAAACGAGACACUCCAUACAUUGAAUUUGAAAAUGUGAAUGAACUUGUUUACCUUGAAAUGGUAAUUAAUGAAGUCAUGAGACUCUACCCAGUGGUUCCAUUCAUCGUUAGACAAGUCGAUGAAGAAAUAGUCCUUGGCGAUAAAUAUAGAAUUCCAGUAAAGGCAACAGUUGUUGUUCCAAUCAGCAGAAUCCACAAGAAUAAGAAGUACUGGGGCGAUGAUGCAGAAGAAUUUAAUCCAGAAAGGUUCAGCAAAGAAAAUUUCGCCAAAAUUCAUCCUUACGCUUAUAUACCUUUUGCAAAAGGUCCACGCAUGUGCCUUGGCUAUCGAUAUGCAAUGAUGUUGAUGAAGAUUCAGCUUGCCAACUUUCUGAUGCGUUAUGAAGUUGAUACGGAUUUAAAGCUUGAUGAAUUGGAGUUUGGUGUUCAAGUGACGAUGACUGUGUGUCAGGGAUAUAUGAUUAAGAUUAAGGAUAGGAAAUAUUGA